UUAUAAUCUGUCAAAAAAUAUUCCGUGUGUUUUGUUGAUGUAAUCGCCAAAGUGCUUUUUCGUUUCAUCAUUUGAAACAGAAUUUCACUUAUUUGCGUGAGGUAACAUAAAAUACACGAAAAUGGCCAAACUUUUCUCACCUCGGCACCUGAAAUCGUUGAUGACCAUCAACAAAUCAUUCAACAUAAAAUAUUCACCGUAUUGUAACACGAAACACAGUGGCACGUUAAUGCCGAUUUCUCAUUUAUCAAGUAAAACGAACACAAGCAGAGAUACAAGAUCGGUGCUCAGUGAUAGCAGCAUUAAUACAACAGUGUUACGGUCACGUAUCGGCAACCAUUCGUUAUUUACCAGUAAUUUUACCACAUCGAAAUGGUGUCUGAAGUCGGACACGAAGGAUUCGAAAGUGGAACAGCCAAAGAAACAAGGAAUUGUUGCUCGAUUCAAGGAAUUAACCAGAAAGUAUUGGUAUGUCUUGGUACCUGUUCAUGUUGUCACAUCAGCUGGAUGGCUGGCAGGUUUCUAUUACUUGUCAACAAGCGGAGUUGACAUGGUAGCAUUGCUACAAGCUAUGAGUAUUAAUGAAAGUAUCAUAGACAAAUUGAAGGACUCAUCGAUGGGUCAUUAUGCCAUCACGUACAUGUGCUACAAAAUCGCAACGCCAGUUCGUUAUACAGUAACUAUAGGCGGAACAACAAUAUCUAUCAAAUACCUAUCUCAAUGGGGCUACAUCAAACCGAUGCCGACCAAAGAUGAACUGCAAAAGAUGUACGAUGAUAAGAAAGCGGAGAUAAAACAAAGUUACGAUGAUAAACGAGAAGAGAUGAAACAACGGUACGAUGACAAGAAGGCUCAGGUGUUGCAAGGCUUAGACGAUAAACGGGAAGAGAUCAAACAACGGUACGAUGAUAAGAAAGCACAAAUUCGACAGGAGAUUGACGAUAAAAAAUCGAAAAUGCUCGGAGGUUGCGAAAAUUUUCAGAGUAAAAAUAAAACGAAAAAUUAAAGAGAAAGAAAGCACAAAAGAAAUGUUGAAAAUUUUGUUGAAGUUUUUUUUUUCUUGUUAAAUUUUUAUUUAUCAAUUGUGUUUAACAUGAUAAUAACCAUAUACACGUUUUAACAUCGAGCUUGUAAUAUUAUUCAGAAAAUGAGUUUUUUUUUCUCGUAAAACUGUUAAGAAAGGUGAUGCCUAAUGUUACAUUUUGCAUAAAGUUAAAUCGAUAUUA
Molecule: messenger RNA, 1226 nt
Organism: Bradysia coprophila
Lineage: Eukaryota; Metazoa; Arthropoda; Insecta; Diptera; Sciaridae
Cellular component (GO): mitochondrion
Source: RefSeq, a predicted model, not a curated record